Messenger RNA from Salarias fasciatus (jewelled blenny), 3130 nucleotides. RefSeq names its product tyrosine-protein kinase receptor TYRO3. Gene Ontology annotation, biological process: protein phosphorylation; positive regulation of kinase activity; cell migration. The transcript is spliced from 15 exons. Gene Ontology annotation, molecular function: transmembrane receptor protein tyrosine kinase activity; protein binding; ATP binding. The record is from RefSeq and is a predicted model, not a curated record. Bases 30 to 2678 code for a protein of 882 amino acids. Lineage: Eukaryota; Metazoa; Chordata; Actinopteri; Blenniiformes; Blenniidae. Gene Ontology annotation, cellular component: plasma membrane; signaling receptor complex.
GGCCAGCGGGGAGCGUGAGGGAUGAGGAGAUGUCUGCGGCGGUGAAGUCUCGUCUGGGCGGCGUCCUGCUGUGGACGCUGCUGAGGAUCUGCAGCUGUGAGGACGUGGAGAUUUUCAACUCUGACCUGCAGGCCAGGCUGGGAUGGAGUCCGUCUGAACCCAGCAGAGAGUGGACGGAGGUUGCCAUGAGAGUUGGAACCCAGAGUCCUGUCCCUGUGCUGCAGGCCUGUGGACGGAGGGUGAAGAGAACUCUUUUAGGGCCGUGGAAGGAGCGUGGAGAUGCCCACCACCUCCUGAUGGAUGUGUCCAUCGCCCAAGAAGAGGAGCCGUCGGGUCCGCUGACCCCCCUCCAGCUUCAUGUCAUCGACUCUGACAGUCCUGUGAGAAGGUUUCGGGGCAGCGGGACGGUCCUGCAUGUCAACGCCUCGUCGCCGUUCCCCGGUUCAGCCCCUCCCCAGUUAUCCACAAGCCUAAGCCGACGGGUGGGUCUGAGCCUGGGGCCGGUCAGCCGCAGGGGCUUCCAGCUGGCCCUGUCCUACUCGGGGACAUGUGUGAUGCUGACGUCCAUCAGGAUCUACUACAGGACGUGUCCGGACGUCCUGCUCGACAUGGCCUCCUUCAGACGGGCCGGGGCCGGGUCGGGGCCCCAGGCGGGGGCCUGCGUCCAGGGGGCCGUGGAGCUCUCUCCGCCUGUCAGACGCUGCACUGAAGAUGGAGUGUGGGGGCCGCUGGAGGGGGGGUGUGCAUGUGGGCCCGGGUACCAGACCACGGACCACGUCUGCCAAGCCUGCAGGGUCGGCUACUACCGAGCAGGCGGGGGGCCGGAGGAGUGCCGGGCGUGCCCCCCAAACAGCAGGACCCUGGAGGAGGGCGCCGCAGUCUGCCAGUGCUCCCCGGGUUUCGACAGUCUGCUGGGCGACCCUGAACACCUGCACUGCACCAAGUCCCCCUCCGCCCCUGUCAACCUCACCGCCCAGCACCUCAACGCCUCGGUUCUCCUGCUGACCUGGGACCCCCCUCAGGACCUGGGGGGGCACUCGGACCUGACGUACCGGGUGACGUGCGAGGAGGAGGUCGGCGGCCGGUGGAGGCCGUGCGGGGUCGGGGUGUUCUUCCACCCGGACAACACGUCCGUCAUCGUCCAGGGCCUGGACCCGCAGAAGGACUACCGGCUGUCGGUGCGGGCCUGGAACCCCACGACCGACCGGCAGGGGCCGCCGCACGCCGCCAGCGUCACCGUCCACAGAUGGCUGGUGAGUCCAGCAGUGACUCCAAACGUCUCCAGAGCUUCCCGGCUCGCCACAGCAGCUCCUUACAGCUCCAGGCGCUCGCUCCUCUUCCUCACAGUGGGCUCUGUGUUGGGAGGUCUGCUGCUCGUCGUCCUCAUCCUCGUCCCAAUGUGCCUGCUGCGCCGCAACUACUCCAAACUCCGGUCGGACCAGGACGUUGAGCUUCUACCGAUCAGUGCUGGGGUGUCGUACAGACGCCCUCAGGAGGCGGAGCAGGAGGAGGAGCAACAGGUGGCUGCACCUCCUCAGUCCUUCAACCCGGUGGGGGUGGUCCAGCUGCUGGGGGGGCUCAGCUCCAGGCUCCUGGACAGUCUGAAGGACGUCCUGGUGGAGAGGAACCAGCUGACUCUGGGAAAGGAGCUGGGCAAAGGGGAGUUCGGCUCCGUGUUCGAAGGCGUCUUCUCGCCGGAGGACGCGCCGGACAUCAGGGUGGCGGUGAAGACCAUGAGAGUGGGGAUCCACAGCCUGGAGGACCUGCAGGAGUUCCUGGAGGAGGCGGAGAUCAUGAAGAACUUCCACCAUGAGAACGUGGUCAGACUGCUGGGGGUGACGUUAGAGCGGGAUCAGGACCAUCCUCUACCCGUGCCCCUGGUCAUCCUGCCCUACAUGAAGCACGGAGACCUGCGGCGCUUCCUCAUCGCUACCCGCUAUGGAGACAUUCCCAUGUUCGUCCCUCACCAGAGUCUCCUGCGCUUCAUGAUGGACAUCGCAGUGGGGAUGGACUACCUGAACUCCCAGGGCUUCCUGCACCGAGACCUGGCUGCACGCAACUGCAUGCUGGGUGACGACCUCAGAGUGUGUGUGGCGGACUUCGGCCUGUCGAAGAAAAUCUACAGUAAAAACUACUACCGCCAGAAGGUCGCCGUCCGGCUGCCCAUCAAGUGGAUGUCCAUGGAGAGUCUGUCCGAGUCGCUGUACAGCUCCAAGAGCGACGUGUGGUCCUUCGGGGUGACCAUGUGGGAGAUCAUGUCCAGAGGACGGACCCCCUACCCCGGAGUCCACAACCACGAGCUGCUGGACCUGCUGCAGUCCGGAUACCGGCUGAAAGCCCCCGAGGACUGCGACCACAAGCUGUACCAGGUGAUGAGGAGCUGCUGGGACCCAGACCCGGCCCGCAGGCCCGGCUUCGGGGAGCUGUACCAGGAUCUGGGGGCCCUCCUGGCCCAGCUGCCGGCGCUGGAGGCCGACGUGGAGGCCAACUACAUCAACCAGGGCCUGCAGGCCGCCGCCGCCGCCCUCCAGGACCCUCAGGAUGACCCCGAGUCCAGGGGGGGCAACGUGUAUCUGCCCUGCCCCGUGGGGGCAGCUGCAGCUCCACAGGAGGACGGAGACACGGAGGGGGGGUACCUGAAGUCCGGGACUGGAUCAGCAGCUCAGGAGCUCAGCUGAAGAGGAACUGUGUGUGUGUGUGUGUGUGUGUGUGUGUGUGUGUGUGUGUGUGUGUGUGUGUGUGUGUGUGUGUGUGUGUGUGUGUGCGUGCGUGCGUGCGUGCGUGCGUGUGCGUGCGUGUGCGUGUGUGUGCGUGUGUGUGAACUGUAACAGUCCCGUCAUGCCCCUCCUGUCCACUGGGGGCAGCCGUGAGUUCUCCACCAUGGAGCUGCAGCUAGCUGGUUAGCUUAGCAUAAUUUCAGUAGCAGAAGAUCAAUAGUCCAUAUCGUCCCUCUAACCACGAGAUUGACUGAGCUUUAAUCACCAACAUUAGAACAUCCACAGUUAUCUUAGAUACAUGUGUAUUGUACUUUUAAUCAGAACGUGCUAAAUAACAAAAGGUGUAAAUAUCUUGAAGUGCUUUUGCUUUUAAGUAAACAUUUUUGUCACAAAUAAAGAAUAUUUUCACAGGA